Metarhizium album ARSEF 1941 is the source of this 3384-nucleotide messenger RNA. Its product is annotated as HMG CoA reductase. Bases 1 to 3384 code for a protein of 1127 amino acids. Gene Ontology annotation, cellular component: peroxisomal membrane; endoplasmic reticulum membrane. The record is from RefSeq and is a predicted model, not a curated record. Lineage: Eukaryota; Fungi; Ascomycota; Sordariomycetes; Hypocreales; Clavicipitaceae. Gene Ontology annotation, molecular function: protein binding; hydroxymethylglutaryl-CoA reductase (NADPH) activity. Gene Ontology annotation, biological process: ergosterol biosynthetic process; isoprenoid biosynthetic process; coenzyme A metabolic process. The transcript has a single exon.
AUGGCCACUUCGUCUAUUCUUCGCAGAAUGACCCAGGGUCAAUCCCUCCUGGAUCAGCAAGACUCUGCGUCGUCAACCUUGUUUUCUUAUACUUACAGGAAACCCGCCGUGUGUUUAGACCCAGCUGCCGCCGAGAAUUCGCCCAAGAACCAAUGUCGUAAACCCAACCGCCGAGUAACCUUUUCCGAUCACUUCGACAUGAUAACUUCUUCUUUUCUACCGACCCGUUUUCGAGGGGAACCCGACCGCUCUCAGAGCUCGGCUGCCCCCUCCCGUGUCGGCAAAAAGCUUGCGCCAUGGCUGCAGCUCCUGGGCAGCAUCGCAUGCCGUCAUCCCAUCCACACCGUCGUCAUCGUUGCCGUCCUGGCCAGCACGUCCUAUGUUGGUCUGAUCCAAAACAGCCUCUCCGAGGACUCUUUGAACUUGGGAAAAGCCGACUGGUCAUCGCUAGUUGAAGGCAGUCGAGACCUCGUAGUUGGUCCCGACACGCAAUGGAAAUGGCAGAGUAUCGACCAAGACGUUCCCCAUGCGGCGGACGCCAACCAUCUGGCACUUCUCACCUUUGUCUUCCCGGAUACUUCAUCGACUGAUUCCUCCAGCUCUGCCCCUCGAUCCCAUGUCGUUCCCACGCCGCAGAACCUCUCAAUUACACCUCUACCUGUCACCGAAAACUCGUUCAACACCUACACCCUGGACAGCAUUCUUGCUUACUCCAUUCCGAAGAAACAUGCGCCGGAAUUUGUCUCUGCCGCAAAGGAGAUUCCCGACGAACAAGCUCAAGAAAUCGUUACUCGCCAUGGCCGCGAGAAGAAGAAGUGGAUCAUGAAGGCAGCCAAGGUCAACACCCGCAACACCAUUGUCCAGUGGCUUCGCAACGCUUGGGUGGAGUUUAUCGAUCUUCUCAAGAACGCCGAGACGCUUGAUAUCGUCAUCAUGGUCCUCGGAUACCUUUCGAUGCAUCUAACUUUUGUGUCCCUCUUCCUAUCCAUGAGACGGAUGGGCUCUAAUUUUUGGUUGGGCAUGAGCACUCUCUUCUCAUCCGUCUUUGCCUUCCUCUUUGGCCUGGCUGUCACUACGAAGCUUGGAGUUCCUAUUAGUGUCAUUCUUUUGUCCGAGGGACUGCCAUUCUUGGUCGUGACCAUCGGCUUUGAGAAGAAUAUUGUUCUCACAAGAGCAGUUUUGAGUCAUGCUGUCGAGCAUCGCCGCACCCAGGCUCACGAUGCCAGGCCUGGUGGGAAAUUUUAUGAACAAACUGGGCCCCAAAAUGUCAUCUCAUAUGCCGUUCAGGCCGCCAUCAAGGACAAGGGCUACGAAAUCCUGCGUGACUACGCCAUCGAAAUUGCUAUUCUCUCUAUCGGCGCUGCUUCGGGCGUUCAGGGCGGUCUACAACAGUUCUGCUUUUUGGCUGCCUGGAUUUUGUUCUUCGAUUGCAUCUUGCUCUUCACCUUUUACACCGCUAUUCUCAGUAUCAAGCUGGAAAUCAACCGCAUCAAGCGGCAUUACGAUAUGCGUAUGGCCUUGGAAGCGGAUGGUGUCAGCCGCCGUGUUGCCGAAAACGUUGCCAAGAGCAAUGACUGGGCCCAGUCCAGUAAUGCUGGAUCCAAGGACACCACCUUGUUUGGCCGCAUGAGAAGCAGCAGCGUCCCCAAGUUCAAGGUGCUUAUGAUCUCGGGAUUCAUCCUUAUCAAUGUCAUCAACAUUUGCACGAUUCCUUUUCGCAGCGCGGCUUCACUCUCCACCCUGCGGUCUUGGGCUGGCGGUCUUGGAGGAGUUGCAUCAACUCUGCCAGUUGACCCCUAUAAGGUCGCGAAAAACGGUCUUGAUGCCAUUUUGACUGUUGCUCAAACUAGUAACACGCCAACUCGCGUUACUGUCCUGACUCCGAUCAAAUACGAGUUAGAAUAUCCAUCCGUUCACUAUGCGCUGUCGUCGCCAUUUGGUGAGAGCAGCCUUGCCUCUGAUGAUUCAGCCGUUCAGUUCGACACCUAUGGCGUUGGUGGCCGCAUGGUCGGCAGCCUCCUGAAGAGCCUUGAGGAUCCUGUAUUAUCAAAGUGGAUCGUGAUUGCCCUAGCGCUGAGUGUCGGUCUUAAUGGAUAUCUCUUCAACGUUGCUAGAUGGAGCAUCAAGGAUCCCAAUAUGCCCCAUCGCAAAAUUGACCGCAAGGAACUUGCCCGAGCUCAGCAAUUCAACGACACAGAGUCCGCCACUCUGCCUCUUGGAGAAUAUGUACCGCCCACACCCGUGCGAACUGACCCUGUGACUCCUGCCUUGACGGAUGACGAAGGUGAUGGGCUUCGGAUGCGCAAGGCAAAACCUGCAGGACCCCAGUCCCAGUCAGAGCAUCGACCAGUUGCAGAGCUGGAGGAACUUCUUGCCGAGAAACGAACCCAUGAGCUUAGUGAUGAAGAGGUUGUCACGAUGUCCAUGCGCGGCAAGAUCCCAGGCUAUGCGCUUGAAAAGGCAUUGAAGGACUUCACCCGUGCCGUGAAGAUCCGACGUACCAUUAUUGCCCGCACCAAGGCCACUUCGGGACUCACACACGGAUUGGACUCGUCUCUACUACCGUAUGAGCACUAUAACUGGGAGCAAGUCUUUGGAGCCUGCUGUGAAAACGUCAUUGGUUACUUGCCCCUCCCUGUGGGUGUUGCUGGUCCUCUGGUUAUUGAUGGACAGAGCUACUUCAUCCCUAUGGCGACCACCGAAGGUGUCUUGGUCGCCAGUACGAGCCGUGGAUGUAAGGCUAUCAACUCUGGCGGUGGUGCCAUCACUGUUCUUACCAGUGAUGGCAUGACCCGCGGUCCUUGCGUCAGCUUUGAAACCCUCGAGCGUGCUGGUGCUGCCAAGCUCUGGUUGGAUUCCGAAGUUGGCCAGAACGCAAUGAAGAUUGCCUUUGACUCGACGAGUGGUUAUGCUCGACUCCAACACAUGAAGACUGCCCUGGCCGGAACAAACUUGUACAUACGAUUCAAGACCACAACUGGCGAUGCCAUGGGCAUGAACAUGAUUUCCAAGGGUGUCGAACACGCUCUCAAUGUCAUGGCAACGGAGGGUGGAUUCGACGACAUGAACAUUGUUACAGUGUCUGGCAACUUUUGCAUUGAUAAGAAGCCGGCUGCUCUGAACUGGAUCGACGGUCGCGGCAAGGGAGUUGUCGCCGAGGCUAUAAUUCCUGCUGAUGUCGUCAAGUCCGUUUUGAAGAGUGACGUUGAUGCUUUAGUCGAGCUUAACGUUGCGAAGAAUCUAAUUGGAUCUGCCAUGGCUGGUUCCAUCGGCGGUUUCAAUGCGCAUGCCGCUAACAUUGUGGCCGCAAUCUUCUUGGCCACAGGCCAGGACCCUGCACAAGUGGUUGAGAGCGCCAAUUGUAUUACGACAAUGAAGAAGUGA